AUGUCGUUGGUGUGCGCGAUUACUGGAGAGGUGCCAGAGGAGGCUGUCUUCUGCCCCACAACAAAUUUAAUUUAUGAAAAGCGCCUCAUUCAAAAACACCUCGCCGCAAAUGGCAAAUGCCCAGUCACCGGCCUGCAACUGCAAACGCAGGAUCUCAUCGAAAUCAAAACAAAUCCGACAAUUAAGCCUCGACCUCUCUCUGCGUCCUCUAUCCCUGGUCUCUUAAGCUGUCUCCAAACGGAAUGGGAUGCUCUCAUGUCUGAGGCUUUCUCUCUCAAGACACAUCUCGAGCAGGUCAGGAAGCAGCUGGCGCAUGCUCUGUAUCAACAAGAUGCGGCAACGCGUGUCAUUGCAAGACUUUUGAAGGAGAGGGAUGCAGCGCAGCAACAGCUGCAGCAGCAGCAGCAGCUUGUGCUGCAGCUGCAGCGCUCUGCCGCAGCUGCUGACGCUGCUGUAGAUGCGGAUAUGGGAAUAAAGGAGGAGCUUUUGGAAGAAAUGCAAGCCUUGGCGCGGCAGCUGCUCACGCAGCGAAAGAAGAGGAAGCCAGUUGGCUUCUUUUCGCAUGCGUCUCUCGCUUCUAAAUUGAGCUGCUCAUUGACUCUGCCUCUGCACUCCGCCUCAGCUCGUGGGGUUUUUCGUGUGACGGCAGACACCAAUGCGGCUCGCCUUGCUGCCGUCUUCAGCGGCAACAGCAGCGGAGAUGGGGGCAAUUCUGCAAGGCAUGGGGAGGCGCAGCUCAAGAAGGGCGAAGUUAUUACCGUCUCGUCCGGUGCAGACGGUGCUAUUGUCUUCUUUGACUUGCAGAAACAGAAGCAGCUCGAAAAGCUUCAGGCUCACGCGAAGCCUUGCAGAGACUUCCUGCUGCAUUCGCAGGAGCCUGUCCUUGUCACCGCUUCCGAUGACAAGACUUGCAAAAUAUGGCGUGGCUCUCUCGACUUCAGCAGCUCGUACAGCAAUGCCGUUACCUUCAGGAGACAGCGUGGGGAGGUGUGUGCACUGGCGCUGCAUCCGCUAGGAGACUACUUUGCCUCCGUAGCCUCCGACAGAACGUGGGCGUUCAUCAAUAUUCAAGAAGGGCGGUACUUGAGGGUCCAUAAAGACCUUGCUUGCCAGUACACUGCUGUCGGCUUCCAUCCUGAUGGAAUGAUUCUUGGUGCUGGUGGAGCAGAUGGUAGCGUCUACAUAUGGGAUAUGAAGGCACAGGAGCAGCGAGCCGCGUUGCAGGGGCAUCCUGCCAAGAUCAGCAAGCUUGCUUUCUCUGAGAACGGCUACUAUCUUGCGACAGCGAGCUUCGACGGCUCGGUUCGUUUAUGGGAUUUAAGGAAGUCGGCAGCCUUUCAGACAUUGCAGAUCGGCGCUGAGGGGACGAAGGACGCAGUGACGUCUGCUGUUUUCGAUCAUUCUGGGCUGUUUGUUGCCGCUUGCGUUUCUACGGGAGUUGUGCAGCUCUACAAUUUUGAGAGCAGAGCACAUGCGUCUUCAGUGGCAUCCUUGCAAGGUCACACAGACGCCGUCAUGGACUGCACGUUCGUCGAGGGGCAGCAGAUGCUCCUUACCGCGUCUAUGGACAAAACUGUGAAGGUUUGGGAGCUGAAGCAAGAUGCCUAA
This is a messenger RNA of Cyclospora cayetanensis, 1608 nucleotides long. Its product is annotated as pre-mRNA-processing factor 19. The record is from RefSeq and is a predicted model, not a curated record. Gene Ontology annotation, biological process: protein ubiquitination; DNA repair; mRNA splicing, via spliceosome. Lineage: Eukaryota; Apicomplexa; Conoidasida; Eucoccidiorida; Eimeriidae. Gene Ontology annotation, cellular component: U2-type catalytic step 1 spliceosome; Prp19 complex; cytoplasm. Bases 1 to 1608 code for a protein of 535 amino acids. The transcript has 8 exons. Gene Ontology annotation, molecular function: protein binding; ubiquitin protein ligase activity.